This is a messenger RNA of Coregonus clupeaformis (lake whitefish), 1855 nucleotides long. RefSeq names its product proteasome 26S subunit, non-ATPase 8 (gene psmd8). Gene Ontology annotation, biological process: proteasome-mediated ubiquitin-dependent protein catabolic process. The transcript is spliced from 7 exons. The record is from RefSeq and is a predicted model, not a curated record. Gene Ontology annotation, cellular component: cytosol; nucleus; proteasome regulatory particle, lid subcomplex. Lineage: Eukaryota; Metazoa; Chordata; Actinopteri; Salmoniformes; Salmonidae. The coding region runs from base 76 to 1068 and encodes 330 amino acids.
AUCUUCAUAGGAUUGAAAAACAAUCGGAAAUUAACAGCACAACACUGAAGAGUGAAUUAUUACUUCGCAACGGCUAUGGGAGAAUGUGGCGAUCUCGGAAUAUUCAGACAGAAAAUAAACAUGUUCGGACAUGUACUUCCAUUGUUAGAGGGGUCACUCGACUAUCUUGUCAAUAUAAUAGAUCGUCUUUGGCAACAGCGCUGUUUUACGACAGUUGCAUGCCGUAUUCCAAGCGUCCGGUGUCGUACAUUUUGCAGAAUCACCAUGGCGUCUGUAUUAAAAGAGACCGCGGGGCUAUAUGAAACAUUGAAAACGGAAUGGAACAAGAAAAAUCCAAAUCUGAACAAAUGUGGAGAAAUUUUGAGCAAGCUCAAGAUUUCGUUGUUGGAGUUAAACUUCUUACCAACAACUGGGACUAAGCUCACCAAACAGCAGCUUAUUUUAGCUCGUGAUGUUCUGGAGAUCGGGGCUCUGUGGGGUAUCCUGAAGAAGGACAUCCCCUCCUUUGAGAGAUACAUGUCCCAGCUGAAAUGCUAUUACUUUGAUUACAAGGAUGAGUUGCCAGAGUCCUCUUACAUGCACCAGCUGCUGGGUCUGAACCUGCUCUUCCUGCUGUCCCAGAACCGUGUGUCAGAGUUCCACACGGAGCUGGAGAGGCUGACUGCUAAAGACAUCCAGACCAACGUAUACAUCCGACACCCCGUCUCCCUAGAGCAGUACCUGAUGGAGGGGAGCUACAACAAGGUGUUUCUGGCCAAAGGGAACAUCCCUGCUGAGAGCUACACCUUCUUCAUAGACAUUCUGCUAGACACCAUCCGUGAUGAGAUUGCUGGGUGCAUAGAGAAGGCGUAUGAACAGAUCCAGUUCAACGAAGCUACCAGAGUGCUCUUCUUCUCCUCCCCGAACAACAUGACAGAGUAUGCCAAGAAGCGGGGCUGGACCCAGAGCCCAGACGACUACUACUCGUUCAGCAGCCAACAGCAGAGGACAGAGGAAGUCAACAUCCCCUCCACUGAGCUGGCUACGCAGGUCAUCGAAUAUGCUCGGCAGCUGGAGAUGAUUGUUUAGAGAGAGCAUCAUACUGCAGAAGCUAGCUAUAUUCAUCUGACACCUUAGACCCAGACCCAGACACAUGCAGACAUACAGAUUGUCAGACUGGUAGAUUUUCCAACACUUUUGUUCUCUUCCACUCCCCCUGCUUCUCACGGCUCUGAUAAGAGACUGGGCAUGAGUGUUUCUACAUCCUCUAGUCUGACCGUAUGUUUACACAUUGGAGUAAUGUACUGAAAUAAAGUUGUGGCAUCACUUCACAACUAAGGCCAGUCUGUUCCGUGGCUCCUGACGGCUUUGUCCACCUUUGGGAAUUACCCUGAGUUUAAAGAUUGAAGUGUUGGCACAUUCUAAUGGCCAAGUUUCCAUUUACCCUAACUGCAUUGAGGAACUUGAUGUGAACGUUUGGAGAGUUUGUGUCUAGGGAAUAGGGUGUAAUUUGAGAUUUUCUCUGUCCAUUUACUAAUGCAUAGUGUGCUGCAAAACAGUGGCCAUAUAGUGAGUCUUCCAUGUCUCUAAAUGGUUGACAUCCUGCAUUACACCUGGUAUUUGGGUUAUCCUUGUCCUCUGAGGUAUUUUUUUUUUUUUACUCUGUAGUGCUCACAGAAGUCUAUUUCAAUGCCCUGGCCUCGUCUCCUAGCAACUGACAAAGAAUUGCUGUAAAAGUAUUUGUUAAAUGUUUGGUUUAAUUUCUUGCCCCCCCUCCCUCAAUGGUUUGUAAUCUAAUUGAUCUGGAAAAUACAAAUGUUUGUUUCUGUAAGAUUAUCAACAAUUUGACAUUUAAAAUAUUAAAAUCUUUUUCUGA